This is a messenger RNA of Musca vetustissima, 1199 nucleotides long. RefSeq names its product homeotic protein antennapedia (gene Antp). The coding region runs from base 7 to 1194 and encodes 395 amino acids. Gene Ontology annotation, cellular component: nucleus. The record is from RefSeq and is a predicted model, not a curated record. The transcript is spliced from 5 exons. Gene Ontology annotation, biological process: anterior/posterior pattern specification; negative regulation of transcription by RNA polymerase II. Gene Ontology annotation, molecular function: RNA polymerase II cis-regulatory region sequence-specific DNA binding; DNA-binding transcription factor activity, RNA polymerase II-specific. NCBI's taxonomy places the organism in Eukaryota, Metazoa, Arthropoda, Insecta, Diptera, Muscidae.
UUCAAGAUGACUAUGAGUACAAAUAACUGCGAAAGUAUGACGUCAUACUUUACAAACACCUAUAUGGGUGCCGAUAUGCACCAUGGUCACUAUCCGGGUAACGGUGUAGCCGAUCUCGAUGCCCAACAAAUGCAUCACUACAGUCAGACACCAAAUCAUCAGGGCAAUAUGCCUUAUCCACGUUUCCCGCCUUAUGAUCGUAUGCCCUACUACAAUGGCCAGGGUAUGGACCAGCAUGGUGUCUACUCCCGACCUGAUAGUCCAUCGAGUCAGGUGGGUGGCUGUGUGCCACCAACGCAGGCGAAUGGUGCACAAAUGAUACCAACACAACAACAGGGUCCACCGCAGCAAACGUUAAACGAUGCCCACCAACAACAUCAUCCGCAAGUGACGCAACAACAGGUCACACAACAGCAACAACAAAUACCGGCGCAUCAACAACAUCCACAACAACAACAGCAGCAGCAACAACAUCAGCCUGUCGUCUAUGCCAGUUGUAAACUGCAAGCGGCUGUCGGCGGUUUGGGUAUGGUACAUGAGGGCGGUUCACCACCGUUGGCGGAUCAAAUGGUUGGCGGUCAUCAUAUGAAUCCACAAAUGGCCAUGCAACAUCAUAUGCAGCAUUCACAGGCUCAGUUGGGUUACAAUGAUGUCGUAGUACCCGAUGUUACGGAGUUGGGUUACAAUGAUGUCGGAGUACCCGAUGUUACGGAGGUUCAUCAAAAUCAUCACAACAUGGGCAUGUAUGGUCAGCAGCAAACCGGCGUACCCCAAGUUGGCGGCCCACCUCAGGGUAUGAUGCAUCAGGGCCAAGGGCCACCACAAAUGCAUCAAGGACACCCCGGCCAGCAUACACCACCAUCACAAAAUCCAAAUUCACAACCAUCAGGGAUGCCUUCGCCUCUGUAUCCCUGGAUGCGAAGUCAAUUUGGUAAGUGUCAAGAACGCAAACGUGGCCGUCAAACCUAUACUCGCUAUCAAACUUUGGAACUGGAGAAAGAAUUUCAUUUCAAUCGUUAUCUGACACGCAGAAGACGUAUUGAAAUUGCCCAUGCCCUGUGCUUGACGGAGAGACAAAUUAAAAUCUGGUUCCAAAAUCGCCGCAUGAAGUGGAAAAAGGAGAACAAGACCAAGGGAGAACCCGGUUCAGGUGGUGAAGGUGAUGAGAUUACACCACCAAAUAGUCCACAAUAAAACUG